Saccostrea echinata is the source of this 1547-nucleotide messenger RNA. Its product is annotated as calcineurin subunit B type 1. The transcript is spliced from 6 exons. Bases 64 to 576 code for a protein of 170 amino acids. Gene Ontology annotation, molecular function: calcium ion binding; calcium-dependent protein serine/threonine phosphatase regulator activity. The record is from RefSeq and is a predicted model, not a curated record. NCBI's taxonomy places the organism in Eukaryota, Metazoa, Mollusca, Bivalvia, Ostreida, Ostreidae.
UAACAAAUAUUGAUUGACGAUUGUUGAGGAAUAUUGUCACCGAGUGAAAAAUACUACGUAAAAAUGGGAAAUGAAAACUCUCUUCCGAUGGAGCUAUGCUCAAAUUUUGAUGCAGAUGAAAUCAAAAGACUGGGAAAGAGAUUUAAAAAGUUGGAUUUGGAUAACUCUGGCUCUUUAAGUGUAGAUGAGUUUAUGACUUUACCAGAACUUCAGCAAAAUCCAUUGGUGCAACGAGUCAUAGAUAUAUUUGAUACUGAUGGAAAUGGAGAGGUGGACUUUAAAGAGUUCAUUGAAGGUGUGUCGCAAUUUAGUGUCCGAGGAGACAAACUGUCUAAACUGCGAUUUGCAUUCAAGAUCUAUGAUAUGGACAAGGAUGGCUAUAUAUCAAAUGGAGAGCUUUUCCAAGUAUUAAAAAUGAUGGUUGGGAAUAAUUUGAAGGAUACUCAAUUACAACAGAUAGUUGAUAAAACCAUCACACAUGCUGACACAGAUGGGGAUGGAAAAAUCUCUUUUGAGGAAUUUUGUGCUGUUGUUGGAAACAUGGAUGUUCAUAAAAAGAUGGUCGUAGAUGUUUAACAUGGAUUUUUAUUUCAAUUUUUUAUUUAUGAAUCAAUUAUGUAAUUUAUUCCCAUGACAAUUGUUUCAAAUUGUUGAUUUAGAUGACUUUGUAUAUUUUAAGUUUGUAUAUACUUAAAGCAUUUAUACUUAUCACAUUAAAAGAUUCUCUUCUCAGUUUCUCUUAAUUGAGAGUUUUUACUUAUAUACAAGUAGAUUAAUAUCAUUAGAUGAAUUUACAGUGUCAGUGAAAAAUUAUCAUUUCCAGUAGUUUUUCCCCGUGUUAAUUGAUUUCAGAGUCAUUAAUUUUUAUAACAUACCACAUGUUGUAAAAUGUUGAGUGAAAAUUGUUUGAAAAAAUAUGAAAUUGAAAUGUUUUGACAUCAAAACUGUGAAAAUAUGCACUUUAAACCAUUACAAAUGUAAAAUAAGCAAGAUGAUAUUUUGGGCAUUUCCCUUUUGAGUGAUAUUUGAGUUUUUUCCCCCCUCGAGUGAUAUGGUCUGUAAUACAGAUAAAUACAUGCAAAACUAGUCUUUAAUUAAGCACUCCACAUACACUUCUAGUCAACGACUGCAAAUUUUUGUAGGGGGUGGGGGUAUAUAAUUAUUUUUUUACAAUACAUCAUUAAAAUAUGCAAAAUUACACACCAUGUCACUUUACCUUGAAAUAGCUUCAGAAUCUCAGAAUUAGACUUCAAACAUGUGCAUUUCCAUGAAGGGUAAUUGAUUUCAUAUUUAAAAAAAUCUGAUCUCACAAGAAUGUUGUUUUUGAGGAAAAGCGAUGAUACAUCUCAUUAUGUAAACAUAAAAGGUAACUUGCCUCUGCAAGGAUGAAUUUACCAUAAAUACAAUUUAGAUCAUUUUUCUGCAAGCACUGCAUUGUUUGAUAACGUGUAUUAUGAAUUUAUAUAUCUGAUACUUUAUAAGUGCAUGUCUUUGAUAAAACCAUGCAAUUCUGUAAAAUAUGUCCAGAAGUAAAAUUUUGAAAUUGA